Molecule: messenger RNA, 1644 nt
Organism: Striga hermonthica
Lineage: Eukaryota; Viridiplantae; Streptophyta; Magnoliopsida; Lamiales; Orobanchaceae
Source: the annotation of a GenBank genome assembly
AUGGAGCAACCCCCAUCGUCUCCACAGCCCACCGACCAACAACUGCCUCCGCAAAACCCUCAACCAACGCCCGCCACCAUUACCGACGCCGUUCCCACCACACCCUCCUCUCUCCCGCUGCCCGCGGCCAACAGCCCGUUCCCAAAUCCAAACCCGAACUUCACCGCUGCCUCAAACAACCCGGCGCCGACGCAAUCGCAGCAAUCAACUCCGACUUCACAAGCAAGGCCGACAUUUGUAUCUGCAAUGCGGCCUCUCCAUCAGUUGAGGCCUCCUGCACAACCUCAAAGACCUCAGGCUAGCUCAAGUAGCACGUCUCCCGCUGGGCAGAAUUUCCAAGGACACAGCAUGCACAGGGCUCCCUCACUAGGAUCCUCUGGGUCAUCUCCUAGUAGUUCUCAAACUCAGUCCCAGACUCAACCGUGGUUAUCUUCUGGAACUCAAGGCAAACCUCCAUUGCCACCCCCUAGUUUUCGGCCACAAGCGGGUCCCCAGUCAUUCCAGCCAAGGUCCAUCACCCAGCAACUUCAGAAUAACAUGUCUACCUCCUCACAGCAGCAGGUAAUCGGCUCAAACCAACAGUCACCACAACCCUCAGCCUCAGGCCAGCCACAGGACCAUUUUAGCCCCCAAAUCCCGACUUCCAGGACUCAACAGUCUUUGCCUCAUCAACAACAGGUGUCAAGGGGCCCAGGAUCAGGAAUCCAAAGGCCCCCUAUUGGCUUGACCCAACCUGGGACAUCACAUUCUGGCGCCCCUAGCAAAACAAUGAGUGUCGACACAGACGAGUCUUCGAAUAGAAUCCUGAGCAAGAGAAGCAUUCAGGAAAUUGUGAACCAGAUUGAUCCAUCUGAAAAGUUAGAUCCUGAGGUUGAAGACAUUCUUGUCGACUUUGCUGAAGAUUUUGUGGAAUCAAUAACAACAUUUGGAUGUUCGUUGGCCAAGCAUAGAAAAUCUACCACUUUGGAAGCAAAGGACAUCAUGCUACAUCUUGAAAGAAACUGGAACAUGACUCUUCCUGGGUUUGGGGGAGAUGAGAUUAAGCUGUACAAAAAACCAACAGUAAGUGAGAUUCACAGAGAAAGGCUUGCUGCUAUAAAGAAGUCAAUUUUGACCACUGAAAUGACGAGUAAAACUCCUGCCGGACCGCCUGGUGCUUCUUCCAAAAGUCAUCUUGCGAAAGGACCUUCUGGAAAAUACGGGCUUCAGGAUCCACUGGACGCUUUUGUCGUGUUCGAGAGUAGUGAAUCUAAUUUGGUGACUACUUUUGGCCACGACACUGUGCUCGCCUCUUUUUCCGGCGAGAUCCAGAAAAUGUAUCUUAUUUUGAUUUCAGAGAAAAGAUUUUCUCAGCCACUUCGGUCGUCCAUAAUUCCCCUCGUCGUCGUGUCUUUCUUCGCCAGCAAGUUGAGAGCGGCUGCCAACCCUGGCCGUCGCACAGCAGCCGACCGAGGUACCAUCAUCGGGCCGUAUAGUCGCUGUCUUCUUCAACAGCAGUCAUACGCGGGUGUAGCAGCGGUCAAACCCGUGGCGAGCCGAGUGUCGAGCAGACGCGGGUUCACGCGAGCAGACAGCGAGGCGAGCGAGAAGUCGAGAACCGGAGCCUUUACCCGUUUCCCCUCAUCAGUUGUUCAAGUUAGAUAA